AUGAAAGAUGCAACUCUAUUCAGACAAGCCAUGGGAGCACUGCAGUACUUAACCAACACAAGACCUGACAUAGCCUUCUCUGUCAACAAAUUGAGUCAGUACAUGAGUUCUCCUACAAUGGAACAUUGGCAAGGUAUAAAAAGAAUAUUCAGAUAUCUUCAAGGCACCAUUGAUCAUUGUCUACAUAUUAAACCAUCAACUGAUCUAGACAUCACAGGGUUUUCAGAUGCAGAUUGGGCAACAAGCAUAGAUGAUAGAAAAUCAAUUGCAUGGCACUGUGUUUUUCUUGGUGAAACUCUAGUAUCUUGGUCUUCAAGGAAGCAAAGGUAG
Messenger RNA from Lathyrus oleraceus (garden pea), 330 nucleotides. RefSeq lists its product as uncharacterized. The transcript has a single exon. The record is from RefSeq and is a predicted model, not a curated record. Lineage: Eukaryota; Viridiplantae; Streptophyta; Magnoliopsida; Fabales; Fabaceae. Bases 1 to 330 code for a protein of 109 amino acids.